CUUCACGAAGGCUACCGCUUUGACUGAUUGUGUUCUGCAUGCGCAGCUCGACAAUGAAUGUUUCACAACAAGAGAGGUUUAACAAGACAUCUAUGGCUGAAAAAUAUAAUCAAAGUAGUCUUGCAAGAUACCUAGAUGGUGAAUUUUGGGAAAUAAAAUAUAGUCUUCGAGAAGAGAUAUCCAAAGGCGAGGUCUUUCGAAAGAGCAGUUAUGGUCUUCCGUUGGACCAGAAUAGAGAUUUGACGGUGGAAAGACUGGAGUAUAUCUUAACGAGGCCACUAAUGCGACGUCACAUCAAAGAUCAGGUCAAGGAGAAACAACCUGGUUUCAUAGCCAAGAGUAUGGAUAUUACAGAACUGAUAUGCUCUGCAGAUAUGGCCACUGGAGUAAAGUUGGGUGUGGUGUGUGGGUUGUUUGGUGGUGCAGUCACAAACCUUGGCAGCCCUGAACAGAAGGAUUCAUGGUAUCUCCCUGUUACAGAUUUGGAAUUCACUGGGAUGUUUGCCAUGACAGAGAGAAGUCAUGGGAGUAACGUCCGAGGAAUCCUUACAGAGGCACGCUAUGAGCCAUCUACACAGGAGUUCAUUAUCCAUACUCCAUGUGACGAUGCCCAGAAGAUGUACAUAGGAAAUGCGAUGAAAGGGAAUUACGCCUCUGUCUUUGCUCAGCUCAUCAUCAAUGGAGAAUCCCACGGUCCUCACUGUUUUAUUGUCCCAAUCCGAGACCAGAGUGGAGUCAUGAAUCCUGGAGUUACAGCAAUUGACAUGAAACACAAAGAAGGCUUACACGGAGUUGACAAUGGCAUAUUGAUAUUUGACAAUGUCAGGAUACCAAGGAAAAACCUGCUAAGCAAGUUUGGCUGUGUGUCUACAGAUGGGGUGUACUCUUCUCCCAUCCAGAGCAAGGGCAAACGUUUUAACGCCAUGUUGGCUGCACUCACACCUACCAGGCUGGGGCUUUCUGUCCAAGCGAUGGCCUCCAUGAAGUUGGGCCUCAUCAUUGCCGUGCGUUACAGCCACAGUCGUCGUCAGUUUGGGCCAAAGGACCAGGAGGAGGUGAAGAUCAUUGAGCACCAGACACAGUACCUAAGACUGAUGCCCCACCUGGCUGCUGCUCUGGCACUAACCUUCACCACCAGGUUUGCAGGGUGUAUGAUGGAUGAUGCUUUGUGCAAAGGAGAAGUUCUACAAAACAAUAGUUCUCUCCAGGCUUUGGUUGCUGGACUGAAAGCAUACAGUACCUGGGAAAACCUUGCCUGCCUGCAAGAGUGUCGAGAAUGCACCGGGGGCAUGGGUUUUAUGAUGGAGAACCGAAUCCCUGCUCUGAAGUGUGACUCGGAUGUAUUCGUCACGUUUGAAGGUGACAACGUUGUCAUGUUACAGGUGGUGGUGAAGGAGCUCAUGACCCAGUACACCAGGCAGCUGGGAAACAGCGUGGGGGGUGGACUUAUCAAAACAUGGGCCAGCUCAAUGUCUGACAGCUUCAGAACAAGCUUCCUUGGCUUCAAUGUAGAUACAGUGGGGGAUCUGAGUUUCCUUCUGAAGGCACUAUCGUAUAGGGAGCGGGUUCUACAGCGCACGCUGGCAGCCAGACUCUACGCAAAGGUACAGAAGAAUAAAGAGGAGUUCUUUCAUGCCUGGAACUCCUGUCUCCAUCAUGUCACUGGCCUGGCAUUAGCACACAUACACAGAGUAACGCUAGAGCAGUUUGCUCUGGCCGUAAAAAAGUGCCCAGCCGAAGAAGACCACACCUUGCUAACAAAGUUUUGUCUGCUCCAUGGCACUAGUCUGGUGUACCAGGAGCGGGCCUGGUAUUUGGAGCAUCAUUACCUAACCCCGACCACCAGCCGUCAGAUACGCACUCAGUGGGUGGAGCUGUGUAGAUCAGUGAAGGAUGUGGCCCUGAAGGUGGUGUCCGACUUCAACGUUCCCUCCUGCUGCAUUCAGGCCCCCAUUGCUGGUGUGGCCAAUCCUCAGGCUGAGUGGGCCUUCCAUCCGCUACCACAGUACCCCAUCGCAGCCUCCAAGUUAUGAGCUCUACUGUGCAGUUUGCUGGCUGGACUGGCGUAUAUGAGCACAAAGUGGCUCAUAGCGUGACUCAUCACUCAGUCCUCAGUGAAAAGCCAUGGGCUAUGUUUAAAUGUUCAUACUAGCAUAGCACAGAAUAAUGCAUUGUAUUGGCCAUGUGUUCUUAAUGUUGUAGUGUGGAUAUCAGAACAUAGCCUGUGGUUUUUUGCCCAAUCUGGACUGGCUCUGUAGACUACAGGCCAGAUGUUGUCUAGACUAGUGUCAUUAGCUGCAGCCAAAAAAAUAAUUGCAACGUGUGAUUUGCAAGUAUCCUUUUAAUGCAUUGUCAUUUAAAUCUUAUUUUAUUAAAAAGAGUGAAAUGAUUGUGUUUUAUUUGUUAUAAAGGCAUUGGGGAGUUUUUGUAAUUUGCUUGGUCCAAUCCAUUACUUAUCAGACUAAGUGUUGCUUAAUAAAUAUGCUAAUAGGUGUGUGAAAUUAAAGUUUCCAUGACAGCAGUGGGAAGCAACUAUAUUUUUAACUACUAUAUUUUCCUUAUUCUUAAGACAGACUUAGGUAAUGUAACAUUUGAUACUGGUUUAUUUUCUUGCUAAGACCUGGUAUAGGCCUGAGACAGUGCCACAUUACAUGCAUGUAUGGACAGCGAACUGACUCAAUAGCUCUGCACUGAAAGCUUCUGAAAGUUAACCAGUGUGCUUUGUGUAAUUACUAAUUAUUGAAGACAAUCGCCGGCAUAUUGGCUACAGAAACACCAUUUUUACUAUGAAUCUGUCCGCAAGCUAUUUUCCCCAAUCAAAACUAAAUAGACCACAAUGGCCAAUAUUCGGUCCAGCAAGA
Molecule: messenger RNA, 2861 nt
Organism: Esox lucius (northern pike)
Lineage: Eukaryota; Metazoa; Chordata; Actinopteri; Esociformes; Esocidae
Gene: acoxl
Product: acyl-CoA oxidase-like
Exons: 19
Coding region: 39-2033 (664 amino acids)
Biological process (GO): fatty acid beta-oxidation using acyl-CoA oxidase; lipid homeostasis
Cellular component (GO): peroxisome
Molecular function (GO): FAD binding; acyl-CoA oxidase activity; fatty acid binding
Source: RefSeq, a predicted model, not a curated record